This is a messenger RNA of Mesitornis unicolor (brown roatelo), 1463 nucleotides long. RefSeq names its product growth hormone regulated TBC protein 1 (gene GRTP1). NCBI's taxonomy places the organism in Eukaryota, Metazoa, Chordata, Aves, Mesitornithiformes, Mesitornithidae. The transcript is spliced from 8 exons. The coding region runs from base 1 to 1053 and encodes 350 amino acids. The record is from RefSeq and is a predicted model, not a curated record.
AUGGUCGGGGGAGCUCCGGGGGCUCUGGAGAAGAGCCCCGGCGCAGCCCGGCAGAGGCUGCCGCUGUUACCGGUUGAUCCAUAUGGGUUUGAAAGGCCAGAAGACUUUGACUAUGCAUCCUACGAAGCAUUCUUUUCCAGAUACCUGGUGGUACUCACUAGAAGAGCAAUAAAAUGGUCCAAGCUCCUAAAGGGGAAUAACAGUAUACAGAAGAGUUUAAAAGUGAAGAGAUAUAUCAGGAAAGGCAUCCCAAAUGAACACCGUGCACUGGUCUGGAUGAUUGUGAGUGGAGCCCAAGCCAACAUGGAACAAAACCCUGGAUAUUAUCACAGACUGCUUGAAGGAGAGAAGAAUGACAAGCUGGUUGAAGCAAUUAAAACAGACAUGAACAGAACAUUUCCAGACAAUGUAAAAUUCCGCAAAACUGCUGAUCCAUGUUUGCAGCACACACUCUACAACGUGUUGGUAGCAUAUGGGCAUCAUAAUAAAGCAGUAGGAUAUUGCCAGGGCAUGAAUUUCAUAGCUGGAUACCUGAUUCUUAUUACAAAGAAUGAAGAGGAAUCCUUUUGGUUACUGGAUGCUCUUAUUGGAAGAAUAUUGCCUGAUUACUACAGCCCUGCAAUGCUGGGUCUGAAAACGGAUCAGGAAGUCCUUGGAGAACUGGUGAAAAUGAAAGUGCCAGCUGUGGCAGAGCUGAUGGAAAGACACGGCGUCAUGUGGACCCUUGUGGUGUCACGCUGGUUUAUAUGCCUGUUCAUUGACAUCCUUCCAGUAGAGACUGUGCUCCGAAUAUGGGACUGUUUAUUCUACGAAGGCUCAAAGAUCAUCUUCCGCGUGGCCUUAACGUUAAUAAAGCAACACCAAGCUUUUAUUCUGGAAGCCACGAAUUUCCCUGACAUCUGUGACAAGUUUAAGCAGAUCACCAAAGGAACACUUGUAACUGAGUGUCACAGCUUCAUGCAGAAAAUAUUCACGGACCCUGGAAGCUUGUCCAUGGCAACAAUCAACAGACUCCGAGAGACUUGCAGAGAGAAGUUGCUUUCUCAGGGAUAACGCCCCAGAUUUAAGCAGGGGGGCAGAUACUGCAGCAACUGACACAUUCCUCUACUUGCACUGACUCAAGCACACUUUAAGCUUUCCAUGAGUUAACUGACACUUGACCAAUUUUUUCCUGCCUUUCACGUAAGUGUUGUUAACACUUUGUACUGUAUGUCAGACUUCCUAACUGGAACUGGUGGUUCUGUUCUUGGUUUGUCUGUUGUUUUUUUAAAGGAUUAAAGUUUUCAGAGUAGAAUGUGAUCAGUGUCAGGACACUCCUUUUAAAAAAAAAGCAGUCACUGUCCUUGUGUUUUCAGGGCAUUUUGUAAUGGUAAAAGAAAACAGGUGUAUAAAAUUACAUAUCCUUCCUACUGUAUUAACUGUGACACUGCUAUCAUUUGUACAGAAUAAAUUAAUUUAAUUUG